This is a messenger RNA of Tremella mesenterica DSM 1558, 2628 nucleotides long. RefSeq lists its product as uncharacterized. Gene Ontology annotation, biological process: DNA-templated transcription. Gene Ontology annotation, molecular function: DNA binding; zinc ion binding. The record is from RefSeq and is a predicted model, not a curated record. NCBI's taxonomy places the organism in Eukaryota, Fungi, Basidiomycota, Tremellomycetes, Tremellales, Tremellaceae. The transcript is spliced from 15 exons. The coding region runs from base 1 to 2628 and encodes 875 amino acids.
AUGGACAUAAGGAAGGGAAACCUAGUAAACCUAGUUUUAGUUGUGCGGAAUGUCGUAGACUCAAACUCAAAUGUUCGAGAACUUGGCCAUGUACCAGUUAUCCGAACCGAUCAUACUGAUCAAUAUCUAGGUGUCAAGCGUGGUUGUCCUCAAAUCUGUCCAAAUGGAGAACUACGUACAGGUUCAGGUCGUCGUGUAAUCUUAGCCAAUACAGAAGAAUUACACCAACGUAUCCAAGCUUUAGAAAUAGCUUUAGCAGAAUCUCAUUCUCAACAUUCCACCGCCCCACAUCCUCUCCUCUCAAGCACUUACACAUUCACCCCGGAUCAUGGCCCCUCAGUCCCCGUUCCUAGGGCCAAACCAGAUCCUCAACCCUCUCCAGCGAACGAUGAAGUAGAAGGAGCUUUCGGAACAUUGACAAUCACCCCUCAAGGGGAAUCCAGGUUCAUAGGGAGUUUUGCAGGAAGUGAAUAUUUGAGAGAAGAAGGAGAAGCAGAGGAGGACUCGUCACAAGCGCCUUUAACUCCCCCUCUCACAGGGGCGGAAUGGACGGGUGGAUUUCCGAGAGGUAUGAAUGAAGGAGGUUUGCACGAAUAUAUUACCAAUGGUACAAUGGGAUUUGAUGUAGAUGCUUUAAGAGAAGAGCUACCAGAUUGGGAGACGGAGGGGAAAGGGUUAUGUGAGAGUUAUUGGGAUAAUGUCAAUUGGAUGUAUCAAAUCAUCCCCCGACCAAUGUUCGAAGGCGACCAUCUUUUGAAUGCCUAUGAUACCGAAACACCUGCCAACGCUCACAAAUUAGCUUGCGUAUUUAUUGUAAUGGCUAUUGGAACAAUGUUCGAUCUUCAUCGUCAACCUUUCGAUCCAAAAGGAGACAAACUAUAUGCAUUGGGAAGGGCUUGUCUCAGUGCUGUAGGAUUAGAACACGCCAGUCCCGCCACUGUCCAAGGUCUUUUACUUUGUGGGACAUUCAUAUUGAAUGAUAAACAUGGGAACGGCGCAGAGGUAUUCUGGCCGAUAUUAGGUAGUGCAACUAAGGUGGCUCAUCGAUUGGGAUUGCAUCGCGAUGGGGCUGCAUUCGGGUUGUCGGCUUAUGAAACUGAAGAACGUCGACAAGUAUGGUGGGAACUUGUGACAUAUGACAGACUUCAAGCAAUGUGUUUCGCAAGACCAUAUGCUACCAGUAAUAAGAUGUCAGAUACUAAACCUCCUCAAGUGGGCAGUGGUCUGUUGUCAGAUCCCGAUUCUUUUCACAGUGCAAAGUACCGUCUUAUCCAGCUGUUCGAACGGGUCAUCGAUAUCCAAACUCAAGUCACACCUGUAUCACAGGGAGCCGUCAUUGCGCUCGAUAAAGAAGUGACUGAUUUCAAGAACUCGGUACCGGAAGCCUUGUUACCUGGCGUGUCGAUCCAAGAUCUACCUUUGAACAUGGACAUACAUCCUCAUCUGGUGAUCCACCGACUCGGUAUACGUCUUCUCGUCGCUCAAACCCGUCUACUCCUCAACCGACCAUUCUUCUCUCGUGCCUUGGUCGACAGACCUGAUGAUCCGUCGUCUUCCAAAUUUGGGCCGUCUUUCGUGGCGUUGUACGAAUCGGCUCAGGAGAUCGUCCAGCUCGUCAAACAGUUGGUCAUUUACCAUCCGAGUUUGAUCGCCAGAUGGUGGUUCUUUUGGUUUCACGCGUUUUCAUCUGCUGUCUGUCUAGCCGCUAUCACCAUCCGUGCUCCAGGUUGCGCCUUCGCCUCUCCCGCUCUACACGGAAUGAUUAUCGUAUGUGAUAUCUCCUUCGCCGCUCGAGAAGGUUGUCGAGCCAAACGAGGUCUUCCUAUCCUUUUACGUCUUCGUAAACGUGCUGAAGAAUCUCUUCAUUCCGCUCACAACCCACUCACUUCUCCUUCUCCAGAAGAUACAUCAGGUGAUGAUGAUCUCUCUCACUUGUCAUCUUCCGCUAAGCUCCGAAGAGUGUCAUCACCAUUACGUCGACCACCUCCGAAUGGAAAUGGAUUAUCUUUAACUCCUCCACCAGUAGGAGGUACUUCACCGUUAUCGGAAAGUGCUACGACUUCAGCGACAUUGGCAGAGAAUGGAAUGUUCGAAGGUGCCGUGCCAACUUUCCCAAUUUCAUCCGUUUCCGUACCUAUAUCCUCAGAUUUCCCUUCGAUAGGAAUGACGAAUUUCCCAAAUCUUUCACAAUUACCAAACCUUUCUCAAUUAUCAAUACCUCAAAUGUCUAUGAACAUGUCAAACAAUCAUCCGAAUAUACAAACAAAUAUACCACUAUCACAAUCAGGUAUAAAUCGAUCAAAUUCACAAGGAAGAUAUCUGAAUCAUACAACAGGAAUAUCUUCUUCAUCUGGACAACAAAGAAUGACUAUAUCACCUAAUUGGUCUCAAUUUUCACCUCAAUCAAAUACUCCCGAUAUGACUCAAGCACAAGGUUUCAGUAAUGGAAAUGGGAAUGGGGAUUGGAAUUAUUCGAAUGAUUUCAUAUCGGGUAAUUAUACACAUGGGAAUGGGAAUGGGAUUGGGAUGGAUCAGGAUAUGUCAAUGGCUUUAGGUUUAGAUCAUGCUCAAGAAAUGGAUUUAGGAUUCGAUUUUGAAGCUUUUGUAAGAGGUAUGGAUAAUUCUUAA